Molecule: messenger RNA, 3851 nt
Organism: Phalacrocorax carbo (great cormorant)
Lineage: Eukaryota; Metazoa; Chordata; Aves; Suliformes; Phalacrocoracidae
Source: RefSeq, a predicted model, not a curated record
GGAAGUCACGAUGGAGUGGCUUUAACCAGGGGAAAUUUCGUCAUCUCAUCGCAACAUCUGCCUGGUUGGAUUUAUAUAGCUCCACUUUAUAUUUUUUGCCUUCGUUUCUGCAUGUCUGCUGCAGAGCUGUGCCCUCCUGAAAUAAGCCUAGUGAUGCUGCUCCCGUCUGCUUAUUCCUGCCAGGAAGAGCUCUGGGCAUCAGCAGGAAACCUGUCCCGAUGGAGCAGUCACUUCCCAGCAAGGUUUCUGCAUGCAGAGCCUACGUCACUUGCCUUCAAAUGAGGGAGAGGAUGUAUUUCCAAAAAUUUCCUGUUCACAUGACACGUGCCAAUGUUUCUUCAGAGAAACUGUGCUCAGAGUGGCUGCAAAAAUGCCAAAGCCCUGCUGACAAGGCAAUGAGGAUUGCAAGCCUGGAAAAAAUGUUUCUUAAAUCUGCACUGAGAUGACUGUUAACAAGAAUGAAACAGAGGAGGCGGCAGGAAACCCUACACAGACUUUUUUAUGCUCGAUCUCCAACCUGAGAUCUCCAAAGACAUCUGGAGCUCUCUGCCUGCCCUGCUGAAGCUGCACUGAUGACCGUCUCUUGAUCACAACUUAACUGAGCCAGAGGAGUUGAGGGAGAGAUACGCAGACAGCCCCCCAAUGUUGAAACCUGAAUAAUUUGAAACGAAAGGACGUCCUUGCACUGGAAGCAGUCCGGCGUGUGGCACAGCCCUGAACAUGACCACAGAGAGUUUUGCAGAAUUCCUGAAUAAGCUCAAGGAAAUCCAUGAGAAAGAGGUCCAAGGUCUGCAAAGCAAGCUGACAGAGCUGACGACGGAGAAGUGCCGUGAUGCUCAGAGAAUUGAAGAGUUGUUUACUAAAAAUCACCAAUUAAGGGAACAACAGAAGGUCCUUAAAGAAAAUGUAAAGGUGUUAGAAAACAGGCUGCGAGCAGGUCUCUGCGACAGAUGCAUGGUCACCCAGGAGCUGGCAAAAAAGAAGCAGAAUGAGUAUGAGACCUCCCAUUUCCAGAGCCUGCAGCACAUCUUCAUCCUCACUAAUGAGACAAACCGCCUGAGGGAGGAGAACAAAACUCUCAAGGAAGAACUGAAGAGGCUCCGGAGCCCAGAGGACAGGCCAAAGCCCCCAGGAGUCACCUCCAGAGAAAGCAGCUCCACCCCCAGCUCCCCCUUGGCUUUACUGUCCCCAGUGAGCAGGAACGCCAGCUGCGAGAAGGCAGCUCACAGGGGAGGAGAGGAAGCCCACCACGAUGUGCCAGGCCUCGAGAUGGGAGAAGAAAAGCCUGCAGGACAGAGAAGCUCUCCAAGCAGUAGGACUUCUCCGAGCACUGUUCUCCAAGAAGUCAGCCUUGCAGAAAUUGCAUCCCAGAGGAUCGCCAACCAGCUGCAUGGAACCAUUGCGCUGGUGAGACCCGGCUCCAGACCCUGCCUCCUGGAAAAAAGUCCUUUGAGGGCAGCAGUGUCCCCACCGGCAAGGAAGGCUCCUCUCCUGCCAGAGCAUGAGCACAGCCCCAUCCUUGAGGCUUAUUUAACAGCAAGUAAACCGGACUCCCCCAAGGCUGUUACAUCCUAUGAAAACCUAAAACUGACUGCCCGGAGAGAGCAGCUCUGCCUCCUCCACAAGCAUCUUUCCCUGCACCAGCGGGGGCUGGCAAACAGCUGUGCUUUGGCUGACCAGGACGGUGGCAGCUUCUCCAGCCAUUUGCUCAGGGCCAAAGACGCCGAUGGCAGGACACGGUUGCGUGACGGCUGGGAAGAACACGCAGCCUUGCUGAAGCUCCCUGCUGCCAUGGUGUACGUGAGGGACCAGCACCUGGAGGAGAAGCUGCACCUCCUCAAGCACAGGGAGCGGCUGCAGCACAUCCUCAUGCAGCAGCGCCAGCCAGGCCAGCGGGCAGAUGGAGAGCCAAACCUUUCAUCCGAGGAGCGGCCCCUCUCCCCGUGGCCGAACAUCACACCAGGAUGCAAGGAGGAAAGAUCCUUCCUGGAGGACACGGCAGAUAGGAAGGAAGAGAAGGAGUUUUGGCUGAGCCGGGAAAGCUCCGAGCUCCGAGAAAAGGUGAAGGCGGCAAGGGAUGAUGGUGCAGACAUGCCACUGGAUCUGUCGGACUCUGGCCGUGGCAGGGAAACAGGCUGGCACAGCCACCGGGAGCUGCAGGCUGCCGGCAGCCCACGGCUGAGCCCCGGGGAGAGCCCUGCUGUGCCAGCAGCCUGCGGUCCCUGCGGGAGACACAGGGCAGAGCAGGACGACUUGCACUUCCCCUACUGCUGGCCCAAUGCCACCCGGGCACUGCCUGCUGCUGUCAAGGAGGAGGAGGAAGAAGAGGAGGAGGAGGAGGAAGCAGCUGUGCUCACGCUCUCAUGGGCACAUCCAACAAACAACUCCACGCCGAGCAACCCAGAGGCCCUUCCAGAGACCGGGGUGAGACUGGCUGUCAGUGCACAGAAGGGAGAAGCAGAUGACAAUGAUGCUGAGUCUGGGAAGCAGGAAUCCGAUGAGUCAGACUCGACGGACAGUGAGGUGGCUGCCCCAUAUGAAGACGAUAUCCUACAAGAAGUCCAGGUUGAUGGGAAAUAUUUUUGCAACAAAGACAAAGCUCAUGUGCUACAGAAGAAGAGAAAAAGAGGACAGGAUCCCUGGACAAAAGGAGCUAAGAAGUCAAUAAGAGGAAGAAAGAAAGUCAAAGUGGAAGAGUGCUCAGCAGGGAUCAUGAAGGAACCAGAGAACUGCUCCGCUUCCCACAACACCACCUCCGAGGAGAGCUAACAGCAGGGUAGGAUGAGAAGCAACACAGAUGCUGCAGACCAAAGGAGAGGGCUUGGAGACCUCAGCAUCCCACCCACGCUGGGAGAACGACUCCUCCUGCCAUGCUGGGCCAGGGAGUGGGGAAUUCAUAAGGACUCAUUAAUGACCAGAGCACCCUGAAACUCCUCACUUGGUGCUCUGGGAGAGGCUAGGCAAGGAAGAGCCAUGCAGGUGAUACCUGGAGCAGCCAUGUCACUGCUGGUGGAGCAGUGCAUCCAGUGACCCUCAGCCCUGCACCGGAGCAGACCCUCAGCCUGGUGCGAGGAAGAAAAGACACCCCCUUUGCAGCACUCAGCCUGGAUCAGGACCACGUUCUUCCCUGGGAUUUCAUGCAAGAACAGACUCUCCAGACCCCACUCCCCAUGUACGAUGUCCUGGUGGCUGGUCGAAGAGUGGUGACCAAGCUGAACACUGCAGGGCCCCAUGCACAAACCUGCAUGGAUUAAAUCCCUAGCCAGGUUUCAUACAUGUGUGGAUCUUGUUUGACCUGGACAAAGCCCCUGGUUUUUCUUUUCUAGUUAAGUGAGGAGCAAGCACAUGGGCGGGCAGGUGGGACAUGUCCCUGGAGAGGGCAAGAAGAAGAGCAUGGGAAGGGAGGGCUUGUGUGUUCCCCCUCCCCAAGGUGUCCUGCAUGCCUGGAAAUGGCAGGUGUGUGAGACCCAGCUGUGGCUCACAGCAGAGCACCAGCUCAGCAGUUUCACACUGAUCUUGGCAGGAUUGCUGGGAGCUUGUUUUCACAUGGAUAAACUGUUCUUAAACAAUUUUUUCUGAUGUGUUAAACAUGGGCAAGCUUUCCUUCGGCAUCAAGUGACAGGGCUCUCUAGCCGGGAAUGGGAUGAGGAGAGCUGCAGUGAGCAUCCCUGCAGCCACGAUAUUGCACCAGGAGCCAGGCUGGAUUGUUCCUAGCACACAUGCAGAGAACAGGGCUGAAACGGGGAGAGACCAGAGGAGAAUUGUCACAGAGAGUACCUGCCCUGUCUGGUGCACCACCAUUUCCUUUACCCACAGUUAUUUCUAUUUAAAGGUGAUUUUGUUUGCUCAUU